AUGGGCUCCAAGACCUUGGAAAACGAAGACCGUCGGGAAUAUGUGGUCCCGUCAUCCAGCGGAUCCUGUUCUGCCGGCGGAGAGCCACGAGGCAGCCACCUUUUGCGAGAUGGUGAUGGGUGUAUGGGUAGCCAGGGCGCGGACGAAGGCGACAAUGACGACGAUGACGAUGAAUCGCAUGCUGCUGCCACCGUUUCGCUGACGUGCCCUACGUCUGGCGAGGCAAGCAAGAAAAAGAAGCGCAAGAGGUCCAAAAAGAAGAAGGCCCAGACCGCUCUCAAGCAGUCGUCACCUCCGAGGAUCCCGCUUCACCAGCUCUUUUCUUGUGGGGAGUAUCGACCCGGCGAGCUGUGCGACUAUGAGACGACUUCUACCGUCAAGGCGCCCGAGCUGCGUUACCAAGGACAGCGUGCUCUUGAAGACCCCACGUUCCUGAAUAAUUACCGAAAGGCGGCUGAAGUUCACCGCCAGACUCGGAAAUGGGUACAGGAAUCUGUCAAGCCAGGCCAGACACUUACUGAGAUUGCCGUUGGAAUCGAAGAAAGUGUUCGAGCCCUCCUGGAUAACGCUGGGCUGGAGGCCGGACAGGGUCUACAAUCAGGCCUUGGGUUCCCCACGGGCCUGUCGCUGAACCACUGCGUGGCACAUUAUACGCCGAACCCCGGCCAAAAGGACGUGGUGCUUCAGCGGCAGGACGUCAUGAAGGUCGAUUUUGGCGUCCACGUCAAUGGCUGGAUUGUCGACAGCGCGUUUACAAUGUCGUUUGACCCGACGUAUGAUAAUCUCCUGGCCGCGGUGAAGGACGCGACCAACACGGGUAUCAAGGUGAGAGGAGAAUCCAUCAGGAUUGCCGGCGGCAUGGAACUGACGAGGCAGAAUGCCGGAAUCGACGUGCGCAUCAGCGACGUUAGCGCCGCGAUUCAAGAAGCCAUGGAAAGUUAUGAAGUGGACAUCCGGGGCAAGACGUACCCCGUGAAGCCCGUGCGGAAUCUCUGCGGACACGACAUUAAACACUAUCGCAUCCAUGGCGAGAAGACAAUUCCAUUUGUCAAAAAUUCGAACCAGACCAAGAUGGAAGAGGGCGACGUCUUUGCCGUCGAAACAUUUGGCAGUACGGGGCGUGGCUUCAUCCGGGACGGCCCAGGUAUUUACGGCUAUGGCUUAAGCCACAGUCCUCCGGAGCGCGUGUCUCUCCCCUGGAGCUCAGCGAAUAAACUGUACAAGACGAUCAAGGCGAACUUUGGGACGCUGGUGUUUUGUCGUCGGUACCUGAAUCAUGUCGGCCUGGACCGUUACCUGGCCGGGAUUAAUUGUCUCGUGUCGAAUGGAAUACUCGAUGAUUAUGCGCCUUUAAUGGAUGUUCCUGGGUCUUACUCGGCGCAGUUUGAGCAUACUAUUUUGCUGCGCGAGUCGGCAAAGGAGGUUGUUAGUCGUGGUGACGACUAUUGA
Molecule: messenger RNA, 1449 nt
Organism: Metarhizium acridum CQMa 102
Lineage: Eukaryota; Fungi; Ascomycota; Sordariomycetes; Hypocreales; Clavicipitaceae
Source: RefSeq, a predicted model, not a curated record